Messenger RNA from Coregonus sp. 'balchen', 2686 nucleotides. Lineage: Eukaryota; Metazoa; Chordata; Actinopteri; Salmoniformes; Salmonidae. The record is from the annotation of a GenBank genome assembly.
CUAUCCUAAACGAGAAGCACUACAGGGACAUUGAAGAUCUCUUCAGAAAGUAUUUGCUGUAAAAUUGCAUUGUAUUUUUGCUUACUCUAUAAGCAUACCUAUUUUGAAGAAAGACUUAUACAUUUUUAAAUUAUCUUCUAUCUCUUGUACUGUUGAACAAAACUUUAAAGGUAAGCAGAUUUAAGACUUCUUUGGAAAUCUUUGUUUUGCGACUUUUAACUUCUAAAAUUGAGUUUUUUUUUUUACAACUAACACUUUUUAAAUAUCUUGCCUUAGAUGCAGAAGUAUUUUGGAGUAGUGUGCAUAUCACUAAUUUUGUGUGCAGCUCUGUCAGAAACAAUUGGAUUAGUGAUUGCGGUAGGUCAACAUUUUAUUGUAUUUGGCAAAAUGUUGUUUUAAAUGCUGUUAUUUUCUCGUUGUUUUAACUACAAGUAGGCUAUUGCAAGCAACAAUACUUGAACUUUUUUCCCUAUUACCUAGACAAAACACCAUAACAAGCAUUGAUAUAACCGAGUUCUUGCAUUAUAGUCAGGUCAAGCAAUUGGCAUUCAGAAAAUUAGAUAAAUUGUUGAGAAAACCGAUGAGUGUGUAUAAUGAAUCUGUUUUGAGUGUGUGUUUGUCUCCUAGCAGGCUAAAGAGAAGCGAGGGUGGACACUAAACAGUGCUGGCUACCUUUUGGGUCCCCGUAAGUGACUGUUAUGUAUUAAAUACAUGUACUCUUUCACACAACUGUCAAAACUCCACUAUCAUAAGUAGUUUUAACUUAACUAUAACUUACACACCUGCGCUGUCUCCAUUAUCAUGCUCUUCUCAUAUUUGUUUCCCCGUUAUACUUUUUCACAUUUCACCUGGCUGUGUAAUGUGGCAUGAUGUAUUCCAACAAACAAACUGUGUAGUUAUUGGACUUUUCAUUUGUUAUAUCCUUUUAAAUGACUAUAUUUUGAAAAGCAUAUUUGCACAGGAACACAUUUAUUCGCAAGGUUCAUGGAUUCUUGUCAACACAGAAUGAGGAUGUAUCCCAUAACACAGGUCCGUGUUGUAAGUUGAGGUAAAAUGCCAUCAUCACUGUGUUUCAGGUCAUAUUGAUCACCUAAUACAGAUAAAGGAUAAUCCAAGCGUAAGAGAAGAACUACUAAAUCAAUGUAAGAUAGCUCCUGCAGGACAUUGAAGUCAGCAGAGGAAUUGCUCUGUGACGUCUUGCUCUCUAUGUUUAUUAUUUGCUUAACUCUUUAUGCAACAACCAAGUGUUUAUCACAGCCAUGGCCACUUUAUGUUUGUUUUUCUACCUGUUUAGGAAUUAUUAAACCAUCAUACAGGGUAUUUUAAUCUCAGAGGCACUUUUAGAACAAAGUUGAUCAUUUCUAUAACUAUACUUGAUGGGUGAUGACCGUGGGUAAACGCAUCAAGGGCUUAAGGGUUAAUGUCAAAAUUCAAGGAUUAUACUUCAGAUAAUUAGUGCUCUGACAUGAUUAUUCAGUGCACUAUUACUAGCCCUCUUGACUCAAACCUCUAUUAAAGUUGUUGAUGGGGUGAGGUAUACUGUAAUUUCAACCAUUGUCUUUCCUGCCCCUCUUACUAUAUAUAUAUAUAUACAUACAUACGCAAUGUGCUCUCUGAGAUGGACAACGAAUUAAAUUACUAUUUUACCCUUCUUCUUUGCAUGCUUUGGGACCCUUCCUUAAUAUAUAUAUUUUUUAAAUUUCAGGUUCUGUUUCCAUCAAUGAAUAUGUGCCUUUCUUUCACGUAUUUCAUUGGUGAAUAUAUGUUUUCAAGCAAUUCCAUGACACAAGCCCUGCAGGUUGCUUUUCAGACUCUUGACAAAUAGAAGGAAAAACACACCAUCAUAAAUUACACGGGUGCCUUAUGCCGUCAUGUGAGCUUUAGGCAGGGUUGCAGUGUUUGUGCGUAGUGUGCAAUGAAGGGGAUGUCAUCUAGGAAAUGGGUAAAAAUCAGCUGUGCAAACUAUGUUUUUGUUUUGUUGUUCAGACGGCAUUGACGGUCACCGCACCCUCAGUGACAAGCAUGGCCUUGCUGGAAAGAGAGACAUGCCCCUGGACGAUGACUUCAAAUCAGGUGAGAAGCUAAAGCCUUGUAAAAUCUCUUAUAGCCUACAGUUUAUUGGCCUCUGAGAGGGUAAAUAAAAUAUGUUUAGAGUAGAUGAUGUACUGUACAGUAAGUCUGUUUUACUCAGUGUAGUCUCUACACCUCAUGAGGAUCUCUUCUUAUUUUGCAGGUGCUUUGAGAAUAGCAGAUAAGGAUGUAAUACAUACUGUCAUUGACUUCUUAUCAUACCUGAAACUUAAAGGUAAGUUCAUGGUGUCUGUUAUUCAUGUUUAUUACAACAAUUAAUUACAGCAAAAACACUGACUGCAUUCUCUUGAUUUCUAUUUUUUUCAUGAAUAAAAAUCAGGCGUUUUGACGUGUUCCAAAAAUAGUAAAAUAAUCAAGUUUUUCAUUUGGUCUGAUAAUGAUUGUAUUUAAUAUUUAUUUACAGAUUACAUUUAUAGUCAGAUUCCUGGCUAUAUGUAGCUAAAACAUUGUAACAGAACAAAUACUAGCAUAGUCCUAAUCAGUUAUAACCAUCUGACUGUGCUCACUCAAAUGUUUUGUCAUCUACCUUGCAGAAAUCGGGGCUCUGGAUACCAUACCUUCCUCUCUCACAUCAGAAGAGAUGGGUCAGCCCUAG